Molecule: messenger RNA, 3269 nt
Organism: Diospyros lotus (date-plum)
Lineage: Eukaryota; Viridiplantae; Streptophyta; Magnoliopsida; Ericales; Ebenaceae
Product: kinase-interacting protein 1-like
Exons: 2
Coding region: 225-3080 (951 amino acids)
Molecular function (GO): actin binding
Source: RefSeq, a predicted model, not a curated record
ACCUGCCAACCAUAAAAAACCAAUCACAAGAUAUUCUUCAUUACCCUUUGUUUUCUUAGAACCCAAGAGGGUUUCUAUUUUAUGCAGUUCCUUUUCUCUCCCUAACCUCAAAGACCUCUCUCUCUCUCUUUCCCUCCCUCCCUGUUGUCAGAGAGAGGGGGGGGAGGGCUUCAGAGUUUUGUGCUUCUUGCCCAGAAAGAGAGGGAGAAGAUCAGACUGGAGAGAUGUUGCAGAGAGCUGCAAGCAAUGCAUAUUCAUGGGCAAGCCAUGUUAGGACCAAGCAAUCGACAUGGCUCAAACAAAGCCUUCAAGACAUGGAAGAAAAAGUGCAGAGUGUGCUUAAACUCAUUGAGGAAGAUGGAGAUUCUUUUGCAAAGAGGGCAGAAAUGUACUGCAAGAAAAGGCCAGAGCUGAUACACUUUGUGGAAGAAUCUUACCAAGCUUAUCAAGCCUUGGCUGAGCGAUAUGACCACAUAUCCACAGAAUUGCAACACGCCAACACCACCAUUGCUACUGUUUUCCCUGAAAGAGUCCAGUUUGCAAUGGAUGAAGAAGACGGUUAUGGUUCUCCUAGAGUAUCAAAGAAUAUUCCAAAGUCCUUGGCAAGUAAUGUGCUCAAGGUUCCAAGUUUUCACAGGAGAGAUUUGAAUGGUCUCCAAACAACAUCCUCAAAGAAACAGGAGGCUGCAAAGUCAUCAAAAGCAUCAAAUAAGAUUGCUCCUAAAACUGGUUCAAGCAAGUCUGAGACAGUUGAAGAGAUUAACAAGCUUCAGAAAGAAAUCUUAAUCCUGCAAACUGAGGAGGAGUUUGAGAAGAGCUCUUAUGAAGGUGGGCUUGCAAAGUACUGGGAAAUUGAGAACUGGAUCUCAGAAUUGCAAGAGAGAGUGUUCAGCUUACAAGAAGAAUUCAGUGAGGGAAAGGUCAUUGAGGAUGAUGAAGCUUGGAUUUUAAAGGCAAAAGCAGCUUUGCAAUCAUGUCAAGAGACAUUGGCUCAGUGGCAGCAGAAACAAGAGAAAACAACCAAAGGUUCAGGGGCAGAUUUCAAAAGGAUUGAGAAUGCUUGGGAAAAACUGAACUCCUCCAAGCACAAAUUUAAUCCAGAUCAACAAGCUGAUGAAGAAAAUCCAAAUAACAAAUAUGAAUCUGCAAACACGGGAGGAAAACCACAAAUCUUGAACUCAAAAGUAGGCAGUGUCACCAAUGAGGGCCAAGAAUUGGACAUGUUGAUAGAGAAGACUAUAGAGCAUUCGGAGGUGGAUUCCAAAGAAUUUUUGACUGUGAAAGAAAUGGAAGAGAAGAAUGAUGACCUUGCAAAUAAGGUCAUUAACCUGGAAAGUGCAGUUUCAUCUGAGACUGCUCUUGUACACGGGUUAAGGAGAAAAACUGAUGGUCUUCAAGAAAAAAUUCAGACCUUGGAAGACGAAAAGUCAGGUCUAGUUGAUGGCACAAACAAUUUGACAGUGGACGACAAGUUGAAUAGGAUUCAAGAUCUAAACCAGAAUGUUGAAACCCAGAACAGCCUCCUUCAGACACAUUUCACUGAAGCUUAUUCUAGUCUUCAUCACCUGUCUGAGAAACUGCAUUGCAUGAAACCUGACGAAGAGCUGACAGGGUCAUUUCUAGCAGACAAGUCCUCAGUUAGAGUUAAGCCACCAGAAGAGAUGGAGAAACAAGAAUAUUUUCCAGCUCUAGAUGAUAGUUCCAGGAGCUCUGGUAGAUUGAAAUUAGCACUGACGGAGGAUAAAAAUGGACACAUAAUCAAUCUGUCUGUCAACAGUCAAGGAGAAAAGGUCAAAGAAAAAAGUCAGUUGCACUCAAAUGCUGACAUGAAUAUAAUUUAUGAGAAACAAGAAGACACAAAAUCACUCAAGGCUGUUGAUAAACAUGGCAUAUUGCAAACUGAAGAUAAUGUUAUAAAUACUCAACCACAGGAGGUGGCAAUAGAGAAAGAGGAAGAACCAGACUUGCAGGGAAUGCUCCUGAACCAGCUUGAGGAUAGAGAAAACUUUCUGACAGAAUAUACUACAUUAUUGAGAAAUUACAAGGGCAUGAGGAAGAAGCUCAGUGAGGUAGAAAAUAAAAGUAGACAGAGCAUCUCCGAAAUGACGUUGCAGCUAAGAGAACAGAGGAGUACCAUUGCCAUGAGGGACAGGGAGAUUCUGACCUUGCAUCAGAAACUGAAGCUUCUGCAUGAAAUUUUCAAUGAAAAUAUGUAUCCAAAAGAAGACAACAGGAUGCUGUCUACUCUAUUGGAUGAUCAAAAUACUAAACCUGUCACAACUGAGGAGCUGAAGGUAAAUGGAGCCUUAGAGAUUCCUCCAGCAAUGAAAGAAGAAGAAGAAGAAGAUAUCAAGUUAAUUCCAACCAAUCAGCCUCAACUCAUCUCGCCAAUAGAAGAAAAGCUCCGAACGAGUAUUGAUGCAUUACUGGAUGAACAUCUGGAUUUCUGGUUUAGAUUCAGUGCUUCAUAUCACCAGGUACAGAAAUUUGAGUCCUGGUUCCUGGAUUUAAAAGCUGAACUAGCAGAAGUUCAGGGAAAAAAUGUAAAGGGAGGCACUAAAACAUACAUAAAAUCAGAUCCCCAGCCAAUACACAAGCACCUUACUGAAAUACAGACAGAACUGACACUCUGGAUAGAACAAAGUGCAUCACUUAAAGAUGAAUUGUGGAGCAGAUUCUCAUCUUUGCACAGCAUCCGAGAAGAAAUAAUGAAAGCGUUGAAGGAAGGUGCAGAAGAAGAAGAAAUAAAGUUCACUAGUCAUGAAGCUGCAAAGUUCAAUGGUGAAGUAUUGAACAUGCAACAAGAGAACAACAAGGUUAGGAAAGAACUGCAAGCGGGUUUAGAUCGCGUAACUACACUUCAGCAAGAAAUUUUGAGGACCCUCACAAAGUUAAAAGAUGAAUUCAGACUCUUUGAAUCAAAUAAUAAUUGUCGAACAAAAUUAAGGCACUUGAAAAACCAGUCGCAGGUUCCUCUAGGGUCAUUUAUCUUCAGGAGUAAACGAGAUAAAAGAUUAUCAGUUUCCUCCUGUAUCCAAAUAAGAAAAUACUGUGAUCUUAGAGCUAGCCCUCCAAUGUAAAAUAAUUCAAGUCAAUUUGUUUUUUUCUUCAUUUUACACAUUCUUUAGCGUGCUAUUAGAGAUGAUAUCUGGGUGUGUACAAAGGUUUUCUUCUUUGUUUGUGAACUGGGAGAUAAAAGUUUGUGUACUGUAUAUACUUUUGGGUAAAUUACAUGAAACCCUUUUGCACUUAGGAUCAUGUGCAACUUA